GCAACAACUCUGACAUCACGAGACUGAUAAAAAGUAUUAGCGAACCAGGAAAGGCUGUGGCGAUCGAUGGAUUCAUGAAUCUGGUUGACGUUACGCAUAUAUUUACCCCAUCUGACAUGGAAUUCACUUCCACCAUUUUCAAUGGAUGCCAGACGAUGCCUGUUCAGUGCUAGAAUAAUGGCUAGUGAAGAAAUUCAAGCGAUUUCUGUCACAGAUGUUUAUGAUCAAGCGGCAGGUAUCGCUCACGAAUUCGAUAAACUUAUUCAAAAUUAUGGAAAUGAUUCUGUGACUGAGCUGAUGCCCAGAGUAAUUCGAUCACUUGAACAACUGGAAACUUUAGCAUCCCGGUAUGAGAGAGACCUCGAGGAAAUAAAUCAGCUGCGAUAUAAAGUUGAAAAACUUGAGGCAGAAAAAACAGAGAAAGCUCAAGAACGAGCCAAAUUUGAUCAGGAUUUGGAAGCCAUAGAAGAAAAUUGGCAGUCAGAAGUGAAAGAACUUCUUGGUGUUGUUAGCAGGCUACAGGAAGAAAACAAACGGUUGAAGGAAAAUGCUCGAACAGAGAAGCAUGCGGUUGUUGCUGAGUUUACAGCCAAACGACAAGAAACUGAAGAAGAGGAGAUCAAAGUCUUGACAAAAUUGAAAGAAACAGUAGACAAACAAAGGGAGGAAAUCAGAACAAUGAAAAGAGAACUAAGUCAAAAAGGAGUUGAUUGUGAUGCUCUCCAAGCUCAGCUUGAACGAAUUGCUAAAGUCAAUGCAGACUUGAGGCGCAAGAACACAAGCCACAAGAAACAAGCCAGGGUUUUGUUGGAGGAGAAAGUGGAUCUGGAGUCACAGCUGCACACUAAAGACGCAGAGGUGGAGCACAUAAAGAAACUCAUGGUGGAGCAGGAGAAGUAUGAUGAGCAGCGAGCGGCUGUUAAAGCCGUGGUGGAGGCCAGUAAAAGUAUUGAGGAAGAAGAGGAGCAACGUGAAGCCGCUGACGGUGAACCGAUUCAACAACAGAUUGUCAAAGCCACAACCGUCACCUCCUCAACAGAAACAGAUGUCUCCCAUGUGUUAAGUCCAGGUAGUCCAACCUCAGGGUUUGACCUUGAAGGUAAACUGGUCAUAGAUCUUAAAGAUCCUAACAGGCCCAGGUUUACCUUACAAGAAUUGAGACAGGUUUUAAUGGAGAGAAAUGAACUGAAGACAAGACUUAUAGAAGUGGAGGAUGAACUGGCGCAUUACAAGCCCAGAGAGGACCCUAAUGCCCAACCUGAUGGAAAAGAUGAAGAUGAAUCAAAGAAAAAACGCUCUAAAAAACUAAACCCAUUUUCAGUGAGUUUUAGAAGAUCUUCCUACACCGGUGAGGAAGUUUUGGUCUAUGGGCCAAUCAAUAAAGAGCCUGAUGAAAAAACUGGAGUUAAGCGAGAAUCUGGAAUAAGAAAAUUCUUUCAGCAACUUCUUGACAAUCUGCCUAUCCAGCUGGAUAUAUGACUGAAAUGAGCCUAGACUUUUGGUUUUUUGUUUUCGGAUGGUUCGAACCCGGAGAAGAGUGCGCAGCGGAGGAAGAAUACAUUCAGACCAUAAACCCUUGUGUCUGCCAAGCAGCAUCCAGACAUUCCCAGUUAUUUUCUUCCAGAGAGUUCAAUACGGGUCACCUGACAGAGAGAUCAUUUUUAACCAAUCACACACAUCACGGUACAGAUUCGCAUUUGGAUCAAAACAGCGAUAGUGAUAGCAGCUCAUCAGCUCACUUGUUAGAGUUAAGUUUUCCUGUUGCUAUGUGGGAAGCUCCAGACCUUUAAUUGAUUCUGUAGAGUGGAGAGGUAGCCGUCUGGCAUCAUCUGAAAUCAUGGGAUGGAUAGAGGGGUAGAUGUGCAUGAUGUAAAUGCUACUUCAAGCUGAACUUGGUUCCUGAUAUCCUGUGCCAGUUGCCAAAACUUUCCUCUCGGUCUUUAGUUAAAUAGUCUGCUCAAAUCAUUCCUAACAAAAACAUAAUCAUAACAUUUGUUUGAGGGCAUAUGAAUUUAAAUUUUUUUUAAAGAAUUAUUUUAAAAUCUUAUUCAUAAAAAAAUUGUUAAUCACACAACUAUUGUAAAUAUUGUUGAGUGUUUAACUUAACAUUUUAUUUCAAGAAUUGAAGAUAAUGAUCACUAUCUGUUCAAAUGAAUCAAUCACAAAGCAAACACUGUAUACUAAAUAAUUUUAAUAACUUGAACAUUUGUUUAAAAUUAAGAAUCAUGAAAAUAAGAAAUUAAAAAAAUGAUGUUCUUAAUUUUAAAUUAAAGCAACGGUUAUGAAGGUAGUCACAAUUCACACAACAUAAGCUGUUUAGGUAUAUAUUUUGGGCUUAAAUUGGGUUGAACAUACAUAAUUACUAGUACUUAAAAAGUUCCGUCUAUAAUUCUCUAGUCAAUUUUUAACAAAUAGAAAUGUUCUACAGCAAAUCACGAUUUUGAAAUGAUUUAAUAAUUUACAUAAUUUUCUUACAAAUUCUCUCCGCUCAUUAAUUAAUUAAUUAGAAAUUGUAUCUCUAUUAAAAUUUGCGUUAUGGAGAUUCUUUUUUUUAAAAAUAAAUCUGAAAGAAAUAAACAUAAUUUUGGUUAAUAAUUAAAUCACAAUGCAUUGUUUACUUAAUUAAACUGUGCUUGAUAGUGUUUGAAUUUACAGGAAUCUGUCAUUCUGAAGAUUAAAAUAGACUAAUCAAAAUUUACUAUACAGAUUUGUCAAAUCAAAGCUAUUGCUUAUAAAAAUUAUUUUAAAAUAAGUCCUGGUAUGGGUUUUUUAACAAGUGAUUCAGUAUCAAUUGUACAUAAUUUUUAAAAUCGAACAAUGGAUGUUAAGAAAGGGAAACAUGAAUGUUUUUUUCCUCCGCUUAAAGAAUACCCUGUUAUGUAUGUUAAAUUAUUUUUUAAAAAGAUGAAAUUUACACAUCACUGCUUCCCAAACUUUUUGAAACAGCCGGAAAAUACAGUAAUGAAAGUAUGGAUAAAGAGCUGUAUUGAGAAGUUAGCAAAUUUGUUUGCAGAUUUGUUGAAACUGUAAACAACAGUUUGGGAAUCAUGGACAAUUGUUUCAGCUCUGUAUCUAAUGUUGUGAUGGUCCAGUCUCAGCAGUUAUUGCUUUUAAUAUUUAUUAUGCAUAUGCAGUUGUUUUUUUUUCUUUCAAAAUAUGUAUUGACUAUUUUGAAGAUGUUUUUUUAACUUGAGUUUGAUAACUUAUUUUGUACGGCAAAUUGUGUGAACAAAUGUGAGCAUUCUAUAAGGAAUGUAAAAACUGUUUUUAAAAGUGAUGUUUUCUGUGUUUAGCUGAUGCUGUCUAGAUUCUUUUCUUUGAUCACUAAGUGUCAUCAAAUUUUCAACAAAAAAUUUUUUUCCCAAAAACAUUUUUUUUUCUGUAUAUUUAAAAAAAAUGUAAGUAAAAAUGUAUGUUUAUCAAAGCUAAAAGCAGUUUUAAUGUUUUGAAAGUAUUUUUGUUUUUUAAUGUAGUUGAUCAGAGAAGCAUUUAAUGUGAAUUUAGUUUUUUAUCUUUAUCUGGCCAGAUUUUUGCAUUUUUUUUAUUUUUAAUACUGUUAUAGAACUAUUUUCAUCUACAAACCUUUAAUUUGCAUAAUGCUUAUCCUAAAGUGUCAUAAUAUACAGCCCAUUAAUGAGCUUCAAUAGGAACAAUACACUCAUUUGUAUUUUUUUUUUUUUUUGCAAUAAAGGCCAAAUUGUAAAAAAUGUUUUUAAAUACAUGAUUUUAAUUUUUUUUUAUAUUGUAAUAUUUUAAAUAUUUGGUUUUAAUUGUCCUUUGUUAACACAGUUAUCUUAUAAAUUGUUUUUAAAAUUUAGUAAAAUAACUUAGCAAACAUUUUACUCCUAUUUUCUACUACAUAGCAUGAUUAAUGUUUCAAAAAAAUUUUUUUCAUUUUCCGACUGCUAAAAAUAAUACUGAUAAAAAUUCAAUUUUUCUUGAUAAAAUUGAUCCACCAAUACUAGUUCAGAUUCUCUAAUGCCUCAGUCCCACCAGUCAACUCAUAACCCUCAACUAAGACUGUUAUUUCCUAUUUAAUUUCAGAAAUCUCAUCACCAAAAAAAUUAUAGUAUUAUAGCUAUUAAAAAUCCUUUAUUGUUGGCUUUUCUGUUAUCAAAUUCACGUUAAAAUUAGCUUUUUUUUGCUUGAAAAUGAACAUGCUUGUGUUGAUGUAAUGUUUGUUUCAUGUGAAAUAAAAAUCGUGGCUGUGAACUGGCAACUGCUGGUCAGGUUGAUCUUAUUGUUUAAAACAGCAUUUGAUUGUUUUAUGUACAUUUUUUUAAAGCCAUAAUUUGUUUCUCACACUUGUUUUUGUCCCCUCUUUCUCACCAUUGCCAUAUGCCAGUUAAAACUUAUGUAGACAUGUAAAUUUUAUCUGGUUGCUCAAAAAGUUUUUUUUUUAUAACACAUAAAAAAACAGUCAAUGGAUAGGAAAAACAUACAGUGGCUUAAUAUAAAAAUUUGUUUUGGGAAAAUAUAUUUGCUAUGGUUCUAUUUAAUUUUAGCUAUCAUUUUAUUUAUUUUAGCAAUCAUGUUCUAUUCCUUGCGAUAAGUAUAAAAAAUGUGGAUACACUUUUACCUCAUAAUGUGAGGGGUUUAGUUUUUACUUUGAAAGCCAUCCCUAAAAAUAUAAAAUAUUUUAAUACAAAUCCUCUGUGGCUUUGGGCAAGAGUGUGGAGUUUUUGGAAAGUUGUGAACAUUUUUACUUAUGAGGUUUGUUUGUAAUAAAUUUUAUUCAAGUGUGCUGGUGUAAUUAAGCACAUAACUAUAUUAAUAGCAGGUUUUUCUCUUCCCAUAAUGCCAUAAUGUGGUUUUUAUAUUUCUGAAAAAAUAAUGUACUCUUUCUUUGGGUUUCAAAAUUUUUGUCAAUCCUUAAAACAUAAGCUACUUGUAGCAAUUUGACACUUGGUAAUAUCUAUUAUUUUAUACGUUGUAUUUUUUAAUAUACAUAGACAUUUCAUAAUAGUGGUGAUAAAAAUAUAGCCAUAUUAUACAGUUUUGUGCCAUUUUCAAGUGGACAAAGUGCUAAAAAUAAACUAUUUUGUAAAAAUUG
Molecule: messenger RNA, 5053 nt
Organism: Physella acuta
Lineage: Eukaryota; Metazoa; Mollusca; Gastropoda; Physidae
Product: RILP-like protein 1
Biological process (GO): cilium assembly
Cellular component (GO): cytoplasm; ciliary basal body
Molecular function (GO): protein dimerization activity; small GTPase binding; dynein light intermediate chain binding
Source: RefSeq, a predicted model, not a curated record